AUGUCGUUCAAACUUCCCUCAAUUUGUGAAACUGAUCACCUUUUUGCUAACGAUGACAAGCAUUAUGUCUUUGAAAACCCCUACGAUUUACCCGUUGAAACCCUCAUCAACCAAUCAUUACCCAUAAACCAAAAUUUUGGUGCGUGCUCGGUCAAAAUAUCUAUGACUGCAAAACCAGGUUUUUCGGAGAUUUACCGCAAUGCUGCGUUCCCCAACGGGUUGAAAUCUUGCAUCACCAAAGAGCUUGACACUUAUCCCAAAAUCUUUGAUUCUGCUGUGAAAAGACAUCCAAAGGCACCAUGUUUGAGCUACCAUGAAUAUGAUCUCGAUAACCAAUUACAUACCGGUAUGUACUUGGAUAUCUCAUACGAAGAGGUGCUGGCAAGGAAGGAUAAUUUGGUGAGUGGAUUGCUUUACUUGUUGACAAACAAUCCAUACAAAGACCUUACUUUGGAGGCUCACCAAAAAAUAGAUAACCAUGAAAGAGACUUUGCCUCAUACAACAAGGAUAACUUCUCAUUUGUUGUUACACUCUACUCUGGAAACAGAACAGAGUGGAUCUUGUCAGAUUUGGCAUGCUCUGCAAACACUAUUGCCACAGCUCCGCUUUAUGGCACCAUGGGUGUUGAGUCGUCCAAAUAUAUUUUGGAAACAACUCAAUCGCCAGUGUUGAUUACAACAAGAAGCAAGAUAGAGUCUUUGCUCAACCUUAAGAGAGACAACCCCGUGGCCCUCAAAUCAUUGAUAAUGUUGGUUUCGAUGGAUCACUUGGGUAAGGAGUAUAUGUCGUUGGUCAAACAAGCCGAUAAAGUGAACAUAAAGUUGUUCGAUUUCAGUCAAGUGGAGCGUGUUGGUGCCAUUUUCCCACGCGUUGAAACACCUCCUUCACCAGAUUCGGUCUAUACAAUCACUUUUACUUCUGGAACUACGGGAUCCAAUCCUAAAGGUGUAGUUCUUUUGCAGAGAGCAGUGACGUGUGCCAUUACCUCCCUGGCUCUCCUUUUGCCCCAUUCGCAACGCACUAAGGAAUUUUGUUUCCUUCCAUUGGCCCAUAUCUUUGAACGGCAAAUGUCCGCAAAUGUCUUUGUCUAUGGUGGCUCAAUUGCGUUCCCGAGAUUAGGCGGAACUUCUGCAACCAUGCUCGACGACGUCAAAUUGUGCAGACCAACAUUCUUGGCAAACGUACCUCGUAUAUUUACCAAAAUUGAAUCGGGGGUAAAAGAUAUGGUCAAGGAAUUAACAAACGCUACAACAGUAGCAGUAACAGCAGCACCAUCACCACCAUCAUCAUCAUCUUCUUCUUCUUCUUCUUCUUCGUUGUCAUCGUUUUCAUCACCAUUCGAAAGAGGGGAUUUGCAGAUUGGUUCCAAGGCAUCAGUCGAUAAGUUAAGAGAAACUUUUGGGCUCGACAAGAUGGACAUGUUCUUUACUGGUUCCGCACCCAUUGCUUCGGAUACCAUUAGAUUUUUGAAAACAGCAUUCGGCGUUGGAAUGACUCAGGGUUAUGGAUCAAGUGAGUCGUUUGGUGGUGUCUUGUUGGCAUUACCUAAUCACGAGCCAAGUGUUGGUACUUGCGGAGCGCUUGCCCCAUCAACUGAAGCUCGUUUGCGUGCACUACCUGAAAUGGGUUAUAGUUUGUCUGACCCGGAAGGCCCGCGAGGAGAGUUGCAACUACGUGGCCCACAAAUGUUCACACACUACUUGAAAAACUCGGAGGAAACACAGAAAAGUGUAGAUGAAGAAGGCUGGUUCUCUACUGGUGACGUUGCCCAAAUAACCCAUGAAGGUUGGUUCAUCAUUAUUGACCGAGUUAAGAAUUUUUUCAAAUUAUCACAAGGUGAGUACGUAACCCCAGAGAAAAUUGAAAAUACAUAUCUUUCCGCUAGUCCUUUGUUAACACAGGUAUUUGCACAUGGUGAGCUGACAAGCUCAUUUAUGGUUGGAGUCAUUGGAAUUGAUCCACAAACUAUAGUGCCACACUUGCGCAGAUUCGGUGUCAAGGGAGAUUUGUCAUCUAACGACAAAAUAAUUGAGGUUUGCAACCAAAGAGAAAUCCGUACACAAAUCCUUCUCACGAUUAAUACUGCAAUAAACUCCAAAUUGAAUGGGUUUGAAAAAUUGCACAAUAUUCACGUAGAGAUUGAGCCAUUAAGAUUGGAGAGGGAUGUGAUUACCCCCACAUCAAAGAUAAAAAGACCCAUUGCUGCUAAAUUUUUCAAAAAACAAAUCGACGAAAUGUAUGCCGAGGGGUCGAUCUUGCGGAAUUUGAAGUUGUAG
This is a messenger RNA of Lodderomyces elongisporus, 2277 nucleotides long. RefSeq names its product medium-chain fatty acid-CoA ligase faa2. Lineage: Eukaryota; Fungi; Ascomycota; Pichiomycetes; Serinales; Debaryomycetaceae. Gene Ontology annotation, biological process: long-chain fatty acid metabolic process. The record is from RefSeq and is a predicted model, not a curated record. The transcript has a single exon. Gene Ontology annotation, molecular function: long-chain fatty acid-CoA ligase activity. Gene Ontology annotation, cellular component: membrane; endoplasmic reticulum. The coding region runs from base 1 to 2277 and encodes 758 amino acids.